Camellia sinensis is the source of this 1521-nucleotide messenger RNA. The record is from RefSeq and is a predicted model, not a curated record. NCBI's taxonomy places the organism in Eukaryota, Viridiplantae, Streptophyta, Magnoliopsida, Ericales, Theaceae.
UGCGUCGUCUGCCUUUGCCUAAUCUUUAUCACUCUCUCUCUCUCUCUCUCUCCGAUUUCUCUAGGGUUAGGGUUUCACACUCUCUGUCUCUAUAUCUACAUACAUAAACAUAUACAUAUCCACACACAGCGACAGCGCCAUAAAUUCGAAGUCUUGAAAGGGGGGUUCUGUCAUCGAUGGCGAAUCGUACGGACCCAACAGCGAAGAACAUAAGGGGUACGAACCCACAGAACCUGGUGGAGAAGAUACUGAGGUCUAAGAUAUACCAACACACUUAUUGGAAGGAACAAUGCUUCGGCCUCACGGCCGAGACGCUGGUCGACAAGGCCAUGGAGCUCGACCACCUCGGCGGCACCUACGGCGGCAACCGCAAGCCCACCCCUUUCAUGUGCCUCGUCACGAAAAUGCUCCAGAUCCAGCCGGAGAAGGACAUCGUCGUUGAGUUCAUCAAGAACGAAGAUUACAAAUAUGUACGGGUGCUCGGAGCAUUUUAUUUGCGUCUUACAGGGACAGACAUUGAUGUGUACCGAUACUUGGAACCGUUGUACAAUGACUAUCGAAAACUGAGGCAGAAAUUACCUGAUGGGAAUUUCGCUUUGACACAUAUGGAUGAGGUUAUUGAUGAACUCCUGACAAAAGAUUAUUCCUGUGAUAUUGCUAUGCCACGCAUUAAGAAACGAUGGACUCUUGAAUCCCUUGGUUCACUAGACCCUAGAAUAAGUGCUUUGGAAGAAGAUUUUGAGGAGGAGGAAGAAAAAGAGGAGGAAGACGAACUCAAUGACAGGAUUUAUUAUCGUGGGCGAAGUCCCACGAGGGAAAGAGAUAGGGACAGAAAACGUGACAGUCACAGAUAUAGGGAUCAUGAUUAUGAUAGGGAACGUGGAAGAGGGCGUGACAGAGAUAGAGAUAGAGACAGGGAAAGGGACAAGGACAGGGACCACCGCCAUCGCCUGAGAGAUGACAAGGAAUACGGUGGCCGUGAGAGAGAGCGAGAAAGGGAGAGGGAAGGUAGGGAACGGGAUAGGCGAGACAGGGAGCGUGGUAGGCGGAGGAGCCAUUCAAGGAGCCGAAGUAGGAGUAAGGAUCGCAAUGAUCGUGAUCGUGAUGGAGGAAGGCAGAGGCAUACCCGCAGCAGUGUGAGCCCUAGAAGGCACGGGAAUGGGGCAGAGGAUGGGAAUGCUCGAGAUGAACCAAAGAAGAAGAAAGGAAAGAAGAAGGAUGAUGGGACCGACCACCCAGAUCCAGAGAUUGCAGAAGCAAACAGGAUUCGUGCAUCCCUUGGGUUGAAACCGUUAAGGCCAUGAGUUUGUGUUUGGAUUGUGUGACUUGCUGGUUUUUUGUUAAUAUGUGAUAAGAUUGGUAGGACUCUAGUUCUCAGCUAAUGUGUAAAACAUAAUUGUGGCCAAGUGUUUUUUUUUGGGUUCAAUCUUCAAUGUUUCUAUGAUGGUAUUUGUGGGAUCUCUUGAUAAUUUGUUGCUUCUGGUUUUAUAAAAGAUUGAUGAUGGAAUUUGUUGUAGUCAA